AUGGAGUGGAGCCGUUUACGCCAGGAUUUGGAAAAUUUAAACUUUCUUGAAAUCAAAAGUGAAGUUCUCUAUGACAAUCCCUCUGAAAUUCAGCUUUGCGGAUUUGCAGACGCAUCGGAGAAAGCUUACGGUGCUUGCCUUUAUCUUCGUUCAGUCGGUCAUGAUUCAUCUGCAACAGUAAAUCUUGCGCUAUGCGCUAAAACCAAAGUAGCCGCUAUCAAGUCAUUGACAAUCCCUAAACUAGAAUUAUGCGCUGCUCUUUUGUUAGCUAGAUUAGGGCACAAGGUUUUUAAGUCCAUUGGUCUAGAUUUUAAGAAAGUUAUUUUUUGGUCCGAUUCAUCCAUCACAUUGGCGUGGUUGAAAACUAAUCCUAACCUUCUAAAGGUGUUUGAAAGCAAUAGAGUCGCAGAAAUCCAAACGUUAACCGAGAACUUUAAGUGA
Messenger RNA from Anthonomus grandis grandis, 441 nucleotides. RefSeq lists its product as uncharacterized. The coding region runs from base 1 to 441 and encodes 146 amino acids. NCBI's taxonomy places the organism in Eukaryota, Metazoa, Arthropoda, Insecta, Coleoptera, Curculionidae. The record is from RefSeq and is a predicted model, not a curated record. The transcript has a single exon.